Nezara viridula (southern green stink bug) is the source of this 617-nucleotide messenger RNA. Lineage: Eukaryota; Metazoa; Arthropoda; Insecta; Hemiptera; Pentatomidae. The record is from the annotation of a GenBank genome assembly.
AUGAGUAAACGGUAUAAGCCUGACCAAAGUACUGUGUAUGUUUCUAAUUUACCUUACCACCUUACGAAUAAUGACCUACAUAAACUAUUUAAUAAGAUAAGAAGAGUUAUUAAAAUAACCAUCAUGAAAAACAAAGUAUCAAGAAAAAGCAGAGGUGUUGCCUUUGUGCAAUUUGUAAAUGUUAGAGAUGCUGAAGAAUUUAUCCGGCAAACAGAUAAACAAGAGAUUUGUGGGCGUACAAUGCGUUGUAGCAUUGCAAUUGAUAAUGGAAGAACAACAGAAUUUAAUCAAAAGCGGAUUUAUCCUAAUAAAACUAGAUGUUAUGAAUGUGGAGACUAUGGACACCUCAGUUAUUCGUGUCCAAAAAAUGCUUUUGGUCUGAGAAAUCCUCCUAAAAAAAAGAUAAAGAAGGGAUUUGAGAAAAUCCAUAAUGAAGAAGACAGAAAUAACUUUGUUAAUCUAGAAUUGUUUCCUGAAAAUUUUAGAAGUGAGGGUGGUGAAACAAUUACAGAAAAUAAUGAAGAGGAAACCCUUAAAAAUGAAAAAACUACCCAGAAACGCAAGAAAUAAAAAGCGGUUAUUUCAGUGAUGAAGAAUACUAUUCAUUUUCUGAUUAG